Pecten maximus is the source of this 5805-nucleotide messenger RNA. RefSeq names its product ceramide glucosyltransferase-like. Gene Ontology annotation, cellular component: membrane. The transcript is spliced from 9 exons. Lineage: Eukaryota; Metazoa; Mollusca; Bivalvia; Pectinida; Pectinidae. Bases 69 to 1247 code for a protein of 392 amino acids. The record is from RefSeq and is a predicted model, not a curated record. Gene Ontology annotation, biological process: glucosylceramide biosynthetic process. Gene Ontology annotation, molecular function: ceramide glucosyltransferase activity.
GUGACGUCACGAAAUACUUGUUCCUGUUCGAUUCAGUCGAGGCAAAACUUCAACGAGGGCAUGAUGUUAUGAUGUCUAUAGCAGAAACUAUUUUAUUUUUCGUCGCUAUUGCUGUAGUUGUAGGAUGGUUGUUCGUACUUUUAAUGCACACAGUUGCUCUUCUUUAUGGACGAUAUCUUAUGCACCGCCCUGUGCCUCAGCCCGACCCAGAGAACCUCCAUGGGGUAUCCAUCCUAAAGCCCCUCACAGGCGUUGAUCCUAAUCUCUACAAAAAUUUAGAAACAUUCUUCAAUCUUCAGUAUCCUGCUUAUGAACUACUUUUUUCUGUCCAAGAUGAAAAUGAUCCUGCUAUUAUGGUGGUUCAAAGUUUAAUACAAAAAUAUCCAAAAGUUGAUGCAAAAUUAUUUAUAGGUCUUAGAUAUGUUGGUCCUAACGGGAAAAUUAACAACAUGGUUAGAGGGUACGAGGCUGCCAAGUACGACUGGAUUGCCAUCUCUGAUAGUGGUAUUAGUAUGCGUCCCGACACCUUAAUGAAUAUGGUCAGCUACAUGAAGUCGGAUGUUGGACUUGUUCUGCAGAUGCCAUACACAUCACAUAGAAAAUAUGGAUUUGCAUCAGUAUAUGAACAAGUGUAUUUCGGUACGUUUCAAGCAAGAAAUAGUCUAUCAGCGAAUGCUGUUGGGAUAAACUGUUCCACUGGCAUGAGCUGUUUGUUUCGUAAAGAACUCCUGGAAAAUGUAGGAGGUCUUCAAGCAUUUUCGAAGUACCUGGCAGAAGAUUUCUUCAUUUGUCAAGAAAUUGUCAAACAAAAAUACAAGACAGUGCUAUGCAGUCAGCCAGCAAUGCAGAACUCAGGCAAUUGCACAGUAGAACAUUUUCACAAACGCCUAAUAAGGUGGUCACAGCUACGUGGAGCCAUGUUACCUCACCUCAUUUUUUUGGAGCCCCUGUCAGAGUGUAUGUUGAUGGGUGUGUGCAUAUCGUGGGCCAUGGACUUCCUGUUCAGUGUCAGUCCCAUGGGCGUCUUCCUCCUUCACACCCUUAUGUGGUUUCUCAGUGAUUACUUUCUCCUUAGGAUAGUGGAGAAUGGACCACUGCCUUUUUCCAAAUUCGAGUUCUUUGUUGCUUGGAUUACAAGGGAAGCACUUGCGUUUUGGUUGUCACUUAGGAGUCAUAAAAACGGUGUUAUUCAGUGGAGACAUAAACGUUACAAAGUGCACUGGGGAGGGUCUGUUUCAGAGAUUUAAACACAUUAUCUCAUUUAUCAUUGUCAGUCAUUGUCAUCAUUUCAUCGAAUCAUUGAGGCCAGUCUUCGCCAUUUGUGGAGUUUUUCAUGACCAACACUUCUAAGGAAGAAGACUUUUGAGAUUAUAAUCAGAUUCUGAGAUAUUUUAUAUCAACAAUCAAAGCAUUCUUUAAGAUGUCCAUACUCUACAGGGAAGUAUGGUUGUGAAGAAAUCGUCAGCAUUUUGGAAUAAUUUGUAUAAAGGAGAUCUUAAGGAUAUAUGUUUGAUUUAUGAAAUGAUAAGAACACAAGCUUAUUUUGAGAACAUACAAACUACACAUGUGGAUUUAAGGAAUACAAGCCUGACAAAAUCUUAAAAAUCCAAGCUUGAUAUGUGAAAUCUUUGGAACACCAACUGGGUGUUUUGUGAAGAAAGCUGUAGCAUGCAAUCUGGACAUCAAAGAAAAUCUGUGAUUUAACAACAGUGGACAAGGGAACUAUGCCAAAAAAUUAUCAACAUCCAUCACCAAAGUCUACUAGGCAUUGAAUUACAGGCAAUGCAUCUGCACCGUCUCAUUAAAGAAUGAGAAUUUGAAAAUUCAUCAGCUGAAAUAUAGUCUAUGAAGGAAUUGAUGGGAAAAUUGUUUGUAAAAUGUUCCAAAGAAUCUGUGACUUUCUCUCUAAGUUGGGUAAAUUCACAAUAACUCCUCUUACUGAAUUUUGAAGAUACAAUUUAAUUGUUACUUGAUAUUGCACAUUUUGGUUGUGCCAUAUUUGUAUCGUUGAAUUUGCAUGUAUUGAGUUCUUUUCUUUUUUCCCAAAGCAUUUUUUUUUUCCUUGAUCAGAUUUAAAGAUCAAUUGUAACAAUACUUUUACAAAUUACAAUAAUUACAAUGAAUGUUAAGAUUUCAAAUCUAUAAGAAAUGGAAAAGUUACAGACAAAAUUUUGUUUACAUACAAUACUAGAUGUAAUGAGGUUUAAUAAUAAUGUUUUUGUGAUAAAUAAUUUGACAAUGAAACAAAAAAUCGUAAAAUACUCAAAAUGGAAUGAAUAAAAUAACUUGUGAACGUGAAUCUGAAAAAAAUCAUUGAUAAUCAUCAAUCUGAAAAAAUCAUUAUGUGCAAAAUCAUGAAGAAAUCAAUGCAAAACUGCUGGACGAAGGGAGGUAACUUGAAUAACAGUGCUAUAUAGCUGUAGAAGAUAAAUUGUAGGCUAAGUGUGUAAAUUAUCUGCCUGUCUGAUUCUGUUGGUGAGGACCCAGCAGAGAUAUGACGACAGUGCAAUGAUCAAGGAUCAAUGCAAUACUUUAGGACAGGCUCAGCAAAUGAUGGACAUUCCAUACACUUAGCAAAUGAUGGACAUUCCAUACACUUACUAAAUUCAAGUGAUAUCAAACGAAAUUUAUAUUUUUUGACAUUUUUUGGAAAUUUUUUUAAAGAAAACUGCAUGUGUAUUAAUUAUCAGAAGUAAAACAUUACAAAGUUUGCUAUUUAUUAUAACUUAUAUUUAAAAUGGAUAUUUUAAUUGAACUUUUUAUUUUUUUUAAUGUUUAUUGAGUUGUACCAGUGGUCUUUGAAGAAAGUAUGACAGUUGGAUAUUUUUGGAGUACGGAAAACAAAAAUUAGUGAUAUGUUGUGUUAAAAUCAGUAAUGGUUAUGGAUAUGUCAAUAUUUGCUGGUACUGUCCUUCACUUGUCCUCAGAUACAGAAUUAUUUGUUUAAACAUGUAUGAUGUGUUUCUUAUCUCCUGUCUCGUUUUCCAUGUUUUUUGUGUCCAGUUUUCUCCCAGCUCUAAAAAUGUUUAACUACCAAAGGCAAAGUCAUUGUCUGAGUAAGAUUAUUGUCUGAAUAGGAAAAAUAAUUAAUUUUUUUUUAAAUCACUUACAAUAUUCAUAUGGUCAAUUUUUGUGCUGCUUACAUUGUUUUAGAUCUGAAAGAAGAAUUUACAAAAGUACAAAAAUUCAGCCAAAACCAAAAAGCAUUAUUUGUUUUAGUGUUAACUUCAGAUCAAAUUUAACAUCAGAUCAACAUUAUUGUGUUUUACAAAGUAUGUUAUAUAUUGUAAGUCUAAAAGUAAAUUAGAUCAUUACAGGAUUGAUACUUUUCAGCCAAUAAUUUUUUCUCCGUAUUAGUAUAAUCUUUUCAGAAUUUAUUUGAUUCCCCAAAGGACUAUCAUCAAUUUGCCUCGAAUAACGCCAUGAAUAUUUGAGUGGUAAAUUUUUUAUAUAUGUAGUUCCCCUGAGAAAGCUUUAAUUCAAGUAAUGCAGAAAACUACUGCACAAUUAUGUUCAUAUUAGAUAUUGAGAAUAUUAAUUUCUGUUAAUGAAUUAAUGGUGAUUCUCUGCAUAAUUAGUCGCUAGCUUUUACACUUAAAUAUGAUCAUGUUAAAUUAAAUUGUUUGAAAAUUCUGUUAAAUUCACUGUGUGUCUUUGUCAGUAUGUGUACAUGUAGUGUCCAUAUUCAUAAUGGAUCACAUAGAUUUAUUUUACAAUUGUUAUUGAUUAUGUGAAAAAGAGUACUAAGAGAUACUUCUAUGAUGUAUUUUUCCACAGCUACUUAUAGAUUGAGAUAAUUCAUGUAAAUUGAUGGCCGAGAAUGCAUUUUCAUUCCACAGAGUCUGUUAAGGCAAUAAUUUGUGAUGGAACGGUGUCGGAUGGAAAAAAAAAAUCUAUUUACAUUUUUAAACUUCAGCUGAUCUGAUAAUCAAUUAAAAUUUUUCAGAAUUGAUCAUCGGUAUAUAACAUUUUCCUGUGUUUUGGAUAGCCUAUGUAAUUAUUUAGAUAUGAUUAUUUAAGAUAGAAAUUAUUAUUUUUUUUAUCAUAUACAAAUCUAUAAAGUAAAUUUGACAUUUUCAAGUUAAAUUUACAAAAAGUAGAAUAUGUCUUAUUGCAAUAAAGAACUGAGAAUUUUAAGCAGAUUUGAAAACAUAGUUUAUAACAUAAUUCAUCGCGUGUAUUGGAAAGUUUUUCCACUGGUUAUGGAUUUGCAGUUGGUGUCUAAUCACUUGAAAAGUAGCAAUAGUAUUAUGUGGCCAAUCGAACAGGAAUGACUUAAAAGUACACCCAUAGUGGAAAAAAACGGAGAAGUAUAUCAACUCAUAUAUCUUGAGCCUAGGCUUUAUAUUGAUUUAUGUUAUCUCGGGAAGUAUAUAUGGACACCUGUUUAACAGCCAUGCCCCCAAGGCUUAUGACUGUCCUAGUCCCCACCCCAGGGGCGGGACAUGAAGGCUUGCUUUAACAUGUGCUGGAUAACGUGUUAAAAUUGUUAUUAUAUUGACUUGAGGAUCUUUUCUAUGUUCCUCUGUUUUAUGUAUCUUUUUGUAUGCUAUUGUUAAAAUUGGAAAUAAGUAAAACAAAGCUUUAACAAAGAAAAGAAAAGUUUACUUUGAUAUUACUAAAUGAUUUAUUUUCCGUGUUUUUUUAUCCUCUCAAAUUGUUUGAUUUUUUAUUGGAAGAUGAUUUUGGUAUGAAAUUGUCCAUUGAUAUUUUUUUUGCAUCACUGAACGAAGCAUUAUGCACUGUCAAGGUGAUAUUGUCAAGAGGAAAAUGUGAAAGGGAAAAGUAAAGAUAAUUUUGGAAGAAAAAAAAAUAUUUUGAAGUUUAAAACACUUGUCAUUUACGAAAAUGUAGUAAUGGUGAUUAUUUCAAGUUAAUGAACUUUUUUUUUUAUUGACUGUAUAACUUGAUGAUCUGCUGUGAGUGUACGGUGUAUCCUUGAGGUGCUGUACGAAUGUAUGUUGUCAUCUCGGAUAUCUGUACUUCCUACAACAGAAAAAUGAAAGGUGGAAUAUGACAUCACCACAGAAAUUAUAGUAAUCACAUAUUGUAACCAUGUUUAACCUAGCUUUAUCAAACUAUUCUAAAAGAAAAAGCUCAGCGUUUUGGCUCUAAGACAAAGUGUUCAGGAGCAUUUCUGUGUUAAAACUGGUUAAAGCAAAUCAGAAGUUUGGUGCAUGCAUAUUGGUUUUUGUUGAAAUUAACAUGCCUAUACAUGUGUUCAGCUUUCAUCUGUAUAUCUGUUGAUACACUAAAGCCUGUUUCACAUAUAUUGCUAAACUUGUGUAAUGUAUGACGGAAAAAGAUAAAAGACUUACCGUAUAUGAAAAAGAACAUAGCAUAUACUUUUACUCUUCCAGUUUUCUGUCUUUCUCAUUUCUCAUAAACUCUUUUGUAAGCAAUUACAUGUAUGUUCAUCUGUUAUAGUCAUUUGUCUUUAUGUUUAAACAAAGUCUGUCCUGUAAUUACCUGUAAUUAGGAUAGAAAAUUACAGCUACAGAAAAUUACAGCUGAUUUUAUGGAGACUUCGAACAUCCUGAUCUGGCACUGAUUUAGUCCAGCUCUUUUCUUAAUUUGUUUUUAAGAACAAAUUAAUAAUGAUUGUAUUCGAUUCAACUACUUCAGGAAUAUUUCAGUAUGUGCACAUUUUGUUGGAGAAAUAAUUUAAUGUAAUUUGAAAUUAAAAAAAUCUGUUUAGGGAAAAUACUUGAAGGUAGACAAGAUGUAUGCAAAUAAGAUUAAAAAAAGAACUAUGCUUUUAUAACAAACUUUUUUUUUAUGAAAAUAAAAACAACUUGUAAUGCG